CUUAAAUAAAUGAAUAAGUAUUAUUUUACAUUACAAUAAAUAUACUAUUUCAAAUGCAAUAAAAUAUUUUGUCGUUUAUAAAAUUUAAACUAUAUGUAAUUAAUUGUUUUCCCUAGGGUUACAUAAGGUUACAAUACUUUCAUUUCUACAUAUUCUUCCAUCAUUUCACCGCGAGGUUCUGUACGAAUGUAACAUCUUCUCUAAAUAUAAAUACAUAUGUCGCGAUAUGUACAAAGUGUGUCAGCUUUUCUUGGCUAAACAUUGUCACGAUGUUCUAUGCCAUUCAAUCAUAAUAAUAGAAUGAUAGUUAAUUUCGCACAUUUAUUAUAAUUUUUUAGUACAGUUUCAAUUGUCCUAUAUAACAUUGUUUUCUUAUUCAUAUCACACCGAUAGAAUAUCCUGACAAAGUUUGGUUGGAGAAAACUGGAUCAUCCUGUAUACAUAAUAACUGCUCGCGCGAUAUUCGACUUCCUAGAUGGAGGGCGCUUCAAAAAAUCGAUCGAUCGAUUGAUUAAGAAUACACAUUUCCGUUAAAUUCUAGAAACAAAAAUCGUUGCCGUGACGAUUCGCAUUGCCACCUCCGAAUUUCUAUCCCAAUUCGUCAGUUCUCCAAUGUUUUAUUCAACUGAACUCCUUUCUCUCAGAAGAAAAGGCAAAUUAGCCAAAUGCUGGUUAGCCGCAACCUUUAGUGAAAAGAUGUUUAAGGAAACUUGCAGGCCAAUACUAAUUAAGAAGAUUAACAUAGUCCUUACUUGCGAAGAAAUUUUAUCAACGAUUGAAAUGAGGAGUGGAAGAAAUUAUGGCAGAUUUAGUCUCUAUCUUUCUUCACAAUUAAUGUAUGGUGUUGCGAAAAUACUUCUUUACCAAACGAAAUACUUUCAAGAUCAUGUUUUCGCAAUGAAGUACGCAUUAUUCAAAAAAAGGCAUGAAGAAUUUAAUGCAGUAAUGGCGUUAGAAUUACCGGAUGUUCCUCCUAUGGAAGAUGUGUUCCGGAAUCUAGAAAUUCCAUCAAAUUCGCAUUUAAUUACAGAAGAACCAUAUACUUCCGUUAUAGGACGUUUGAUGCAAGAUGAAAUGAAUUUCGGGAUACUAUCCGAACAUGAUAUGGAACAAUACUUAGCCGGACCAGAGCUAUCCUUAAACGAAAUACGAAGAUUUCCUUGGGAUCGAUCGACAGAAAUUCAUGAGAAAUCGGUGCAAGUUCCUUUUGUUGAUGUUAACAGAUUUGAGAUUGAGACAAUUGAAACUGAAAGAGAAACGCGAGUAGCAUCCGCUGAAAAUGAUCAACACAAAUCCUUUGUCGUUCCUAGAGGCUCGGAUGUUAAAAAGCCUGCGACUUCUAGGAAAAGAACUUUAAUAUCUCUAACAGAAAUUCCUGCGAAAAGAAGCAAGAUAAGUCCUGUAGAAGAUUUACCACCUCCGCUUCCAAUAGAACCACCACCAUCACUGAUAGACGAACCUUUAUCUGCACCUGAAUUACCUUUUCAAUUACAGCAAAGUUUAUCAGUUCUUGAAAAUAUAGAAUUAAUUGAAGUAGUAAAACCAAAAAAGACAAGAAAAUAUUUCGAUGAACGAACUCAACUGUCUGGUAGCGUCAUGCGAAAAUAUAUCAGGAAUGUUUCAGUUCAUACAAGACCUCUUUGGAGAGAAAGGUCUACGUCUAUUUUACUACGAGGAACUGAAUAUCUAAGACAACCAUCAACAAAAAUUGCCAAUAAAUUGUGGGGAAAAACAUUAAAUAAAUUGUUCAGUAGUUGGCUUACGAAACCAUUGGCGCAAACGGUUCAAAAUGAUUUUCAAGAUGUUCUUGAUUUUGAAAUUGAACAGACAACAGCUGGAGAAACUAUUCGUGUGGGCGCUUUCAGUAGACUACCGGAUCAAACAGAUGAAUUAUCUUCAAGAAAGCUUAUGUUCACUGCACCUGAAAUUACUUAUCAAUCUAAAACAUUAGAAAAAAUCCUCCAAACAGAAAAUCUCGUAGCAGGGGAAGAAGAAGAGCCUCCUGAAGAGCAAAGAAAAGAAACAAAGAAGUUUGAAGAACCUCUAAUUGAACUUCCUGAAAUUACAGGUUUUGAAGAAAAAAUUGGAGAAAGGACAAUAACAGAAAAAUCAUCUGAUGGCAGAAAUGCAAAAUCCAGUUCUUCCUCCGUUUCAAAGACACAUUUAAUCAAAAAAGAGUUGUUAGCAUUAAUGGAAACUCAUUGGAGUGAAAGGACAUUCAUAAAAUUUCAUGAUGUAAUUUCACCAGAGAGUUGUAAUAAAUUUGAUGCUGCAUCCACCUUUACACACUGUUUAGAACUCCAUGCAAAGAAAAAGAUAAUUCUGAAACAGGCUGAACCUUUUGAUACAAUUUGGAUACAGAAAUACCCUUAUUAUACUUCAGAAAGUGGUAACAGCACUGCUGCAGCAUCAUGAUUAACUCUUCAUAAUUAACCAUAUAAAAAUAUACUACUUAUUAAAAUAUUUAUUAUACAAAUUUAUUUUUAUCAAACAAAUAUAUAAUAAACUGUGUAUCAUAUUAUGUAUUUAAUAUAUGAUACACAUAUAGUACAAGCAUUUAUUAUUACAAAUUGUUUUUAAAGUACAAUCAAUCUACUUGAAUUAUUCUGUCAUACAGUAUGUUUACAACAUAAAUACCAUUGCAGUAAUAAAGCUUUCCUUCGAUAAAUUUUCUUUAUAUAAAAGUAUAUUCUUUCUCAUAUCAUAGAGAGUAGUACCUGCUAUAUUUACAAUAUUGUGCAAAAUUAAUUAUAUUAAUAAUUAUUACCGAUUAUUAUUAAUAACAAUUAAUAGUGCUUUUUUUUUAUUCUACAGAAAUCUAAUCUUAUAAUAUAACAAAUGAGUUUUGAUUAUAUUAAAAGCUUAUUUUAUUCAUGAAUAUAUAGUAAGUAAACUUUUUUUAUUUAAGCAAUUUGUGUUGAACAUUUUAACGUGUUCAUUAUUUAUAGGUACUUGUUACAGAGAUGGGAAAGAUAUAUAAGGUGUUCCAGGUGGAGUUUGUAAUUAAUUUCCAUACUAUAGCUCGUUUCAAAAAAUAUUUCAAAUAAAACUUACCUAAUUUCGGAAGGGACAUCUUAUAGUGGUUACAAAUCUUCUCUAGGUGGAUGUGUUUCCGAGAUUUUAAAGAGAUCUUUGUUUUUUUAUACGAAACUGUAUCUUUUUAUUUAAGGAGGCGUGUAGCUCAUUUCGUGACGAAUUCAUCGACUCAUAAUAUGUUGGUACUCGAAGGUCAUUCAUUGCCUUUCAAAAACUUACUUUCUUUGAACGUUCUCAGGAUUUGAUUUACUGAAGUAUUGCGUCAAUUCAGAUGUAAACAUGAAUCGAAAUUACACAAAUGAUGCGAUUUAUCGUUAUUCGUAUUUGUUUAUUAUUAACUAUAAUUUGCUACUAGGCAGAUAUCCUCACUUUGUAUGACAGUUGCUUCAAAGGAAUCAAUAUUAUUGCAAACAGUAUUACGUGUACUUUCUUCCGGUAACGAUUUAAUUUACGAUGGUUCAUUAUACGCAAUAAUAAAUUCGCAAUAAAUUCGCAACAAUUUCGCAAUAAGAUUGCCAAUAUGCCUCUAAUUUUGGAAGAAUGUGAGGAAUUUGGAAGAAUUAGUUCUGUCACUUUCGAAAAAGUGCAGCUAUCAUAUAGGAAUAGAGUAAAUAAUUGUACUGACUACAAAAGUCAUCCUUUUGAAUACAUAAGAAACAAUUUCUGGACGUUCAACAACAGUAUGUUUUGAACGGCAAUAAAUGACCUUCAAACACCAAUAUAUUAUAGUUCGAUAAAUCGUGACGCUGUUUGGAGCAAAGGUAUGGGGCUGGAACAUGGAAGAAAGAUUGGAUAGAAUACAAAGAAGAUAUGUGAAAUGGAUCUUAGGUUUAGAUAUGAUAACACCAAAUUAUAUAUUGAUAGAAGAAUGCAAGAUAAAAGAAAUCAAAGAAAAAGCAUUAAAAAGAGCAGAAAGGUAUGAAGAGAAAGCCUUAGAAUCAAAAAAGGAACUAGUAAAGGAGUGCAUAAAGGAAAGAGAGAGAAACUGGGGAAAUGGCCAAGAAGGGAAAAGAGCAAGAAAGAGAAAAAAGGGACUAGAAGAGGUGAGAAAUGGAAGGGCACAGAUGGAAGCAAGAGAAGAGCAAGAAAGGAUGACAGCAGACCAAAUUAUAAAAGAAAGAAGAGAGAAGCAGAGGAGAGGGGGAAAAGGAUAAGGGAAUCAAAAUAUAACACACAUUACAGAAAAAUCGCCAAAGAAGAGUUAAUAAAGUGCUUAGAAGGGAGGACAGAAGUGGAAGGACAGAAAAAUAUUAGCAAGAUUCAGAAGUGGGAACGAGACCAAAGUAAGGGAAUACUGGAAAGAAGAGGGAGAAAAAAAUUGCAGACUAUGUAAAAGGAAAGAAGAAGACCUGAGACAUGUAAUAGAAGAAUGCAAAAUAAUGGGAGGACCAAAGGACACAGAAAAAAUACUAAAUGAGACUAGAGAAGGACUAACAGAACUAAUAGCAAUAAUAGAGAACAGAAGGGCAAUACAAGACUGGGAGGAACGACAAUAAGGAAGCACAGCAAGGAGGCAAAAGCCCAAAAGUUGUAAUAGUUCUUAGUCAUUAUUAGUUUUUAGUUUUUAGAGAUAGAAUAAUUAAGGAAGUGCAAUACAAUAGAGUGGAUAAAAGGGGAGGUAGAUAUAUAAGAAGCGAAAUAGGUAUAAGAGAUGUAAAACCGAAAGUUCGUCUAAAGCCGAAAGGCAUGGACUAAGAAAUAAUAAAUAAAUAUAGUUCGAUAAAUUCAUCCCGGAACGGGUUACAUGCCUACCUAAA
Bombus pyrosoma is the source of this 4793-nucleotide messenger RNA. RefSeq lists its product as uncharacterized. Gene Ontology annotation, molecular function: chromatin binding; protein binding. The record is from RefSeq and is a predicted model, not a curated record. Lineage: Eukaryota; Metazoa; Arthropoda; Insecta; Hymenoptera; Apidae. Bases 613 to 2415 code for a protein of 600 amino acids. Gene Ontology annotation, biological process: mitotic sister chromatid cohesion; synaptonemal complex assembly; replication-born double-strand break repair via sister chromatid exchange. Gene Ontology annotation, cellular component: synaptonemal complex; cohesin complex. The transcript has 13 exons.